Messenger RNA from Saxophila tyrrhenica, 537 nucleotides. RefSeq lists its product as uncharacterized. The coding region runs from base 1 to 537 and encodes 178 amino acids. The transcript has a single exon. Lineage: Eukaryota; Fungi; Ascomycota; Dothideomycetes; Mycosphaerellales; Extremaceae. The record is from RefSeq and is a predicted model, not a curated record.
AUGGUUCGCCGCUACGACACACACUGGAGCCCGCUGUCCGCAACUCACAGCGGCAGCGGCAGCGCAAUCGCCAGUUCUUCCUCGUCGCCACCCAGCUACGUUGAGGACGAGCCCGACUACGAGAUGUACGACUACGGCCAGGGCCAAAACCAAGCGAACAAAGCCGCACCGACAGCGACAGCGUACCCAGCAACAGCACACAUGGUCUACGCACCACAAGCACUAGGAUCGGCACCGGUCCAACCCGCUGAACAAUCAGCAUCAGCACCAGCACCAGCGCCCGCGCCAUUCGACAACGCCGCCGCCGAACAGCAAGCCCAGAACCGCAUCGCCGUAGGCCGCAUGAGGAAGCGGUGUGUGUGCGAGUUCUUCAAGGGUUGCGGGAUUCUGUUCGGGAUUCUGUUCCUCAUCGUACUGGCGGGGACGGCUUGCUACUAUGGAAAAUUGCUUUAUCGGGCGCAUGAGUGUAAGAAGAAUCCAAUGGCGGAGGGUUGCGAGCCUGGAUGGGAGAGGUCGCUUGAUUUACGUGGUCAGUAG